This is a messenger RNA of Necator americanus (New World hookworm), 993 nucleotides long. RefSeq lists its product as uncharacterized. Gene Ontology annotation, molecular function: serine-type endopeptidase activity. NCBI's taxonomy places the organism in Eukaryota, Metazoa, Nematoda, Chromadorea, Rhabditida, Ancylostomatidae. The transcript is spliced from 9 exons. The coding region runs from base 1 to 993 and encodes 330 amino acids. The record is from RefSeq and is a predicted model, not a curated record. Gene Ontology annotation, biological process: proteolysis.
AUGAGGCCUUCCACUUCCUUAGUUAUCCUACUUUUUGUCAAUUUAUCAGCGAUUGCAAGAAAACUGACCACUGAAGAGAACAUUCAAAAUAGUUUGAAGUGCGGCGUUCAUUUUCUUGGAAAUGAGAAUCCCUCGGAAAAGCGACUUAGUAAAAAAUCUUACGGAGGCAGGAAAUUAAUGAAGAACGAAUAUCCUUGGACCGCUCUGCUAGUUUUUCGAGACCCAAUUGGCCUGUGUAGUGGUGUACAGAUUUCUCCACGCCACAUCCUAACCGCUGCUCACUGUGCGCUGACAGUUGACCCAAUUAAUGUCCACGAACAGUGUAGCUUGAACAAAUCCCACAGUGUUGUCGUCGCUAUUAGAAACCCCGAGGAGGUAUUAGUCUUUGUUGGUGGGAAUAAAACUGACUGUUUCUCUCAAAUACACAUGGUGCCUUACGAACCUUCUAAGAUAACUGUGCACAAUUUCGAACCUUGCGCAGCAGUGAAUGAUCUGGCACUUAUAGAACUUAGUCAAAAUAUUUCGGAAACCGAUGCGACUCCGAUUUGUGUGCCCAGCGAGGAUCUUCCUUUAUCCGAAGUGCUCUACGUAGCUGGAUCAGGUGUUGAUCCUUCAAUUCCCUCGACUUUCACCAAGCCAUCCACCGAUCUUUGCCGGCAACAAGUAGUAGCGCAAAGACUCCACUCUCUGGAUGAAGUUCAGCAUAAAAUUGCAACAGUUACUUUUGCGAAAUCUGCAUGUAGUGGUGACAGUGGUGGCCCAGUGUUCCAAGUGGACGAAGAUGGCAAGCACACACUAGUGGGAAUCGCUAGCUCCGUCGCUCGACUGUGUGACAAACAUCUUUUCAAAAAUAUGAGGGUUUCCAGCACUGACGUACGUGCGUACCUGGAUUGGAUCUGCAAAUACUCAGGUGUUUGUCCAAUUGAGGAGGAAAGACAUUGUCAUGCUAAGACAGAGAAAGCGCAGAUGAACAAUGAUCCCUAUCAUUAUUAG